Molecule: messenger RNA, 5723 nt
Organism: Rana temporaria (common frog)
Lineage: Eukaryota; Metazoa; Chordata; Amphibia; Anura; Ranidae
Gene: LMO7
Product: LIM domain 7
Exons: 33
Coding region: 133-5319 (1728 amino acids)
Biological process (GO): regulation of cell adhesion; regulation of signaling
Molecular function (GO): protein binding
Source: RefSeq, a predicted model, not a curated record
UCCUGCAGUCCGGUGGGAGACGCUGUGGGGGAAGGGUUGUAAUUCCUAGUUACAGUUUUCUCACCUGCAGCUGGGACAGACGGGAGCCGAAUCUACUGAGUGGGAGCGGAGCGCUGUGCGGGAGAGAUAGCCAUGGAGUGGAAUGAAAAUUCAGAAAUAUCAUGUGACUUGGCAUUUUCAGAGGCGCAGAGAUGGAUACAGGAAGUUACGGGUAAAAGUUUUGGAAACCAGGAUUUUCGCUCCGCACUUGAAAAUGGAGUACUGUUUUGUGACCUUAUUAACAAGAUCAGGCCUGGAAUCAUUAAAAAGAUAAACAGGCUGUCGACGCCUAUUGCUGGCUUGGAUAAUAUUAAUGUUUUCUUGCGGGCGUGUGAAAAACUUGGACUAAAAGAAGCACAGCUUUUUCAUCCCGGAGAUCUUCAGGAUUUAUCAAAUCGUGUUACUGUCAAACAAGAAGAGACAGAAAGAAGAUUAAAAAAUGUUUUGAUCACGUUAUACUGGCUUGGGAGAAAGGCACAAAGUUUAUCUUAUAAUGGUUCACAACUUAACGUGAAGGCAUUUGAAGGAUUACUGGGACAAACCUUGACCAAAGCUCUAGAAGAAUCCAGCAGUUUGAAGAGAAGCGGUAGAGACAGCGGCUGUGGUGAUUUGUGGUACAGAGAAAAGGGGGAAAAUCUUGUUUCUUCUCAUAAAAGGGACGACUCCUGGGACAGCUUGGACUCCUUUGGCUCCAGGUCUUAUACAAGCUUUUCUUCAGACACAACCCUUAAAGGAAGCAGUGAGGGUGGGGAAAGUGACACAGAGUCUGAACUGACCUUCAAAAUGCAGGACUUGAAUAAAAAUGAAAUGGCUUUCAGACGCUCUACUGCUGUAGAGCCCAAAGCAGCUGGUAACUUUAACCAGUUCCUUCCGGGUAAAGCAAAACCGAUAAGUUACAUGCCAGCACCCCUGAGGAAGAAGAAAGUAGAUAGGAAUGAGGACAACAGAAGGAGCUGGGCAAACCCAGUCUUCACCGAGCCAGAUGGGACAUUUUCCAGUUCAGAUUCUGACGAUGAUGGGAAGUUACCCGAUUUGGUACUUGAUGAUUUAGCGCAAAGAAAGUUUCGCAUAAAUGCCAAGCCAGAUGCAAGUUUCACUCUUCACGCUCCGGUCAAAAUAGACUCUGUGAAACCUUUCAGCCAAGACCAAGAAUUGGUUCCGAAGAGCCAAGAUGGCCAAAAAAAACAUAUAGGUUAUGUUAGAAUAUCUUCAGAUGAAGAUGACGAAUUUUCAAGAGAACUUCCAAAUAUUAUCAAGGAUGACCUCUAUGCUAGAAAAGUCAGUCUACCUCCAAAUCAAUUAAAGGACAAGGCAUUUCUGCACAAAUCUGAACAAAUGGAGGGUCAAGCUCAGAAAAUGCGGACUAGAACACCUCAUCAUUGGUACAAUGAAUUUCAGGGAUUCAGUAAGCGAGCCAUGGAGGACAGUGAAUGGACAUCUGGUAUUGCAUCCGUUUUAAAGCUGAAAACUGAUGUGCUGCAAAAUAAGGAAUUUGAAGUUCGAUCAGACAUCGGUAACAGUAAAGAAGGCAAGAAAACAGUGGAUCCAUCUGAAAAGCCAAGUCAAUUUUUAAUACUUCAAGCACUUCAGAAAAUAACCUCUGAUUUGAUGUCUUCUGAAAAUAAAGCAAAAAGUGACCCAACAUCUGGUCCUAGACUAAUACACUCUAUUCCAAUAUCAACAAGUACUCAAUCAGAACAUGGCAUAUAUACAAUACCGGAUCUAGAAAAUGAUGAUUUGUUUGCACGUAAAACUGGAACAUUUCACCUCAAUCAAGUAAUCAAUCUUGGUACCCCUUUAAAUCAAGUACUGGAAAUUGAAAAAGACAUUGUGCUACAGAAUAAGAAGGAAACUGAAGAUCUUCCUGAUUUGGUAAAAGAUGACAUGAUUGUGCGUAGAGCUCAAUCUGAACCUAAAGAAGUUCAUCUCUCAGGUGCACCAGAAAUUUACAAUGCAGUGCCAUUUCCAGAUCCUUUGACCCUUCCUGCGGAAAUGCAGGCAAAGUUUCUAUGUUUGGUAAAGAAACCCACAGGACCUGAAAAGGAAGAUAACCAGGGAAGAGUACUUGAUCCUUCUGAAAAACUCAGGAAAGAUGAUAUGUUGACUAGGAAAGUUCAGUUGUGUCAGUCAUCCCUAGCAACAACACCAAAACAUUUUACCUCUGGUCCUUGCAGCGAGGAAGACCUAAAAAAGUGGGACUCAAUUAGAGAGGCUAGCAAAAUAAGACACAAGAAGCGCCAGUUGGUGGAAAGACUGCGGGAAAAACGUUCCAUUGACAGUGGGAGUAAAUCAUUUGAAAACUGCAAUGCAGAAGAACUUCAAAAUCUGAGAAAAAUUCGCUUUGAUGAAAUGCAAAAAAUAAAGGGCGAGUUACAGGAGCAAGAUCAGAAAUGGCAAGAUGACCUGGCAAAAUGGAAAAAUCGCAGAAAAAGCUUCACAUCAGAUCUUCAGAAGAAGAAGGAUGAAAGAGAAGAAAUUGAAAAGAUUACAAAUGAACCUCCUGAAAGGACUUAUAAGACUUUCAAAGAAAUGCGUAAAGAGAGGGAGAAUAGAGACAAUGACAAUUCCAACAAUGGGCAGCAAAAAUCAGAAUACAGGAGACAGUAUUCAUCCAGUGAUGAUAUUUUCGGUGAAUCAACUGUACCAUCUAAACCAGCACUAGAAAAGAGUUACACCAUUGACAUCCCAUACACAAGGAGUACAAAGGUUUCCUUGCAUACUACGCAAAAUUCUCAUAAACCGAAUGAAGAUUUAAUGCAGUUUGAUGAACCCAGUUCUGAUGUUGAUGUUGAUGUUGUUGUGCCUCAAAACAAGGUUCAUAGUGAUGUAAGUGUCACUGUGAAAAGCUCUCAGAAGGAGAUAAAGCCUGUAGGCAAGACAAUGUCUGUUGAUGAUUACACCCCUUAUGUUCGUAAUUCCACCUAUUCAACAACGAGUUAUGUAAAGCAAGAAAACUCAUUGCCCAUUCAAACCAAUAGUGUGCAAAGCCAGAACUUUUCAUCCAGCUCCCUAAACACAGAAAGCAAGCCCAGCGGAAUUUCUUCUUCACUGCCAAGAGGUUUCCAGAAAACGGACACUAAACGAUUGUCGUCUGUGGUUACACCGAGGCCUUUUGGAUCCCAAUCUACAGGAAUCACUUCACUAACCAAAUCUUACACAUUGGAUGAUACACGAAGGUAUAAUGGUUCAUCUUUCACCUCCAAUUACAAGACAGAGGUAAAUAAACCCAGCAGUACAUUCCAAAGUGAGAAAGAUGAGGCUCGAAGUGAAGACGAUGAGAAGAAAGAUGUGAGCCAAAGUAUUUCCUCCACAACAUAUGAUUUCAAGCCAGAGAAGACCAGUGUGUCUCAGACUGUUGCCAUCAAUUCUAGCUCUAUGGACCAGUACAGCGACAUGAGAAUCAGCAUCAACCAGAAGCCUGGAAGAAGCAACGACUUUGGGUUUAAAACCUCCUGGAAUAGUGCUGGGGUUUUCGUAACCUCUGUAGAUGCAGGCAGCCCAGCAGAAUUUUCUCAACUGCAGGUAGAUGAUGAAAUUCUAUCUCUCAAUGGUAUCAAGGUUUCUUCAAUGGACUAUAAUCAGUGGAGGGAAGAAAUGGACAACGCUCUGGAAACUGGAAACCUUGCAAUAGAUGUCAGACGAUAUGGCAAGAAUGACUGGGGCAGAGAUCCACCUUCCCUGCCGUACAAAAGCCAUAAAACCCUCAAUCUGACCAGUAUGGAUACCAAACUUGUAGGUUCUACAGAGAAUAAGUGGAUUGAUGCCAGUUCCAGGGAAAGUAGGUCCCCAAACUUAUCACCUAGAGGCAAAGACGCAGACUCUGGAAAUGUUAAAGAGAUCAAACAUGUGAAUGGUCUAAAAGAUGAUGUCGAUUCGAAGCCAAAAGACAAUGAUCCAGUUUCUUUGAGAAACUAUAAAAGACGUUCUCAAUUUUUUGAGCAAGGAAGUUCGGAUUCUACUGCGCCAGAUUUGCAGAUGCCAGUUCCAUCACUAAACGUUUCAACACGAUGGUCGUGGGAUCCUGAAGAUGAAAGAAAGAGGCAGGAAAAAUGGCUUCAAGAACAAGAACACAUUCUGCAGGAAAAGUACAAGCAAGAACAAGAAAAACUUCGCGUUGAAUGGGAGCGAGCUCAGCAAGAUGCAGAGAAGGGAAGAUCUCAGCAGAUCAAUCAGGAGGAAACGGUUCUAAAAUUCAACACUUCUGUAACUUCACAUAUGCCCUCAUACAUGAAGCCAGAAGUAUCCGAAGCAUCCAGUUUAGUGAGCAUUAAAGAUGACCAUAGAGAACAAGAGAGGAGACGGGAAGCAGAACAUGAGAGAAAAAGAAAAGAAGAAGAAGAAGAAAGGAUGCAUUUCUUAGAGGCCCGGAGGCUCCGGGCAGAGGAAGAAAGCAAUCGGCGCCAGCAGGAAGAAUUGGAUAGGAGAAGGCAAGAUGAAGAAAGAAGGCAGAAAGAAGAUGAGCAAAGGAGACUUAGGGAAGAGGAAUGGCAGAGGAAGAAAGAUCAAGAAGAGCAGCAGCGGCUGAAAGCUGAGAGUGAGAGAGACUCAGACAAUGGUAACAACAGGGGUUUUGGCACUACAUGGACAGCAGGUGAUUCACAGCAAAGACCAAGCAAGGAAGUCUCUGCAGAGCUGGAAAGGCAGAGAAUAGUUCAAGAAAUGAGAAAGAAAACCAAUCUUAACAAUGACAACAGUUGGAUCAGGCAACGUAGCUCUAGUGUCACAAAAGACACAUCAUCGGUUCCAAAUUUUAUGAGAAGAGGUGAGUCAUUGGACAAUCUAGACUCUGACCCAGGUUCCCAAAGACAGUCAUCUUGGACAAAUCAUUCAUCUUCAUACAACGCUUUGUCAUCCAGUCAAGAUUUUAGUCGCCCUUCUCAAGUUGUUUCCACAGCUAACCGCUCUUACCUACGUGAUCCAACCUCCAGUCUCCCAGGGUUCUCCUCAGGAUCUGUGCGCAGUGCUUCCCUUUCCCAGACUACCAUGUCCUCAACAUUACCUCACACUCAAUCUACAACACAGACAUCUGCUCAGCAGCGCAACAAGUCAGUGAGCGGGAAGAAAUUGUGCUCUUACUGUAAUAACAAUUUGGGCAAAGGAGCUGCCAUGAUCAUCGAAUCUCUUGGUCUUUGUUUUCAUUUACAUUGUUUUAAGUGUAUUGCUUGUGACACUGACCUCGGAGGAUCCCAAUCUGGAGCAGAAGUUAGAAUCCGAAAUAAUGACUUGUACUGCAACAGCUGCUACAUUAAAUUUAAAUCUGGGCAGCCCACCUCCAUGUGAUGGUCCUAUUACUGCAGAGCCACUUCUAGAAGAAGCUGAGGAGUACCAAUUAGACGAUGAUGUAAAUGUAUAAGCACAAGCUGGAUGUGUGCUUCAUGUGGUUUAUAUAUGCUAUCUGUAAUAUACAACAUUGCAGUUGCCCUUUAUUCUUAAAUUAGAUUUUGUUGACAUAUUUAUGAAAGGAUAAUCAAAGCUAAGGGGCAUGUUGUAUUUUCAGUGUUCUGAAAUCUUUGUAAAAAGUACGCUUUUAUGUGUAAUUUCAAAACAUUUUUGUGCCCUUCUUUCAUCUGUUUCAUUGCCAGUGUCUGAAGAUGGUAUUCAUUAAAAUUCUAUUUAACAUGCAAUAUCAAAUUAAUAGUAGAUGGCUGUCACCACCUUUUGGCAAUAUAUUUUCAAGAACAAAA